AUGGCUUCGGACAUUUUGAGGUCCGACAAUGGCCCGCAGUACAGCUCACUAGAGUUCCUGCAAUUUAGGAGCAGUUGGGGCGUGAGACCUGUGACCUCCAGCCCACAUUACGUGCAAAGUAAUGGCGAAGCUGAGAGAGCUGUCCAGACUGCCAAGAACAUCAUCCGCAAAUCCACGAAAUCCAAGAAGGAAGGCCUUCUUGCCCACAGAGCUACACCUGGACCCGAGGGUUACUCGCCAGCUGAGCUUCUCAUGGGCCGCAAGCUCAAAACAAACGUCCCUACUCUGCCUGGAACACUUGAGCCCAAGUGGGAAUACCAGCAUCAGUUCCGGCAACACAAUGCAGUCAUUCGUGAGCGAGAAGCCAAACACUACAACAGGAGGCAUAAAACAAGAGACAGGCCACCGCUACAGCCAGGUACAGUUGUCCAGAUCAUACAUGGGAGCCAACAACAAGGAAGCAUCGUUGAAGUUUCAAAUGCACCGAGAUCUUAUGUUGCAAACGACCAAAGGAAACGUCCGUCACACAAAAGCACAUCUGCAAGAGGUGCCAGAAGUUGCUACACCAAACCAAGCAGGAACGGGCUAGUCAGAAGAAGCCAACCACACCACCCACAGCGGCCGAGCCAUUAG
Molecule: messenger RNA, 633 nt
Organism: Dermacentor silvarum
Lineage: Eukaryota; Metazoa; Arthropoda; Arachnida; Ixodida; Ixodidae
Exons: 1
Coding region: 1-633 (210 amino acids)
Biological process (GO): DNA integration
Molecular function (GO): nucleic acid binding
Source: RefSeq, a predicted model, not a curated record